This is a messenger RNA of Limanda limanda (common dab), 1819 nucleotides long. It is a transcript of the gene naga, whose product is annotated as N-acetylgalactosaminidase, alpha. The record is from RefSeq and is a predicted model, not a curated record. NCBI's taxonomy places the organism in Eukaryota, Metazoa, Chordata, Actinopteri, Pleuronectiformes, Pleuronectidae. Gene Ontology annotation, biological process: glycosylceramide catabolic process; glycoside catabolic process; oligosaccharide metabolic process. Gene Ontology annotation, cellular component: cytoplasm. Gene Ontology annotation, molecular function: alpha-galactosidase activity. The coding region runs from base 190 to 1479 and encodes 429 amino acids. The transcript has 9 exons.
CACUUCCUGCUUGUCGCGCAGCAGUUUUGGUUUAUUUCGUCUGCGGUCGACAUGUUCUAAAGUUCAUCAUGUGAUUUGCGUGAAGGACAAAGAGCAUUUAAAAAGACGAGUCGAGGGGCCGUGAACGCAUCUCUCUUCGUGCUGUUGUCUGUCCUCCUCCAGCUUCACGUCGACCUGCAGAACCACAGAAUGCAUCUGGCAGUGCUUCUCCUCGCCUCGGCGCUCCCUCUGACCACCUUGGCCCUGGACAACGGUCUGAUGCUGACCCCCCCCAUGGGCUGGUUGGCUUGGGAACGGUUCCGCUGCGAUAUUGACUGUGACAAUGACCCCAAGAACUGCAUCAGUGAGAAUCUGUUCAUCGACAUGGCCGACAGACUCUUCCACGACGGCUGGAAGGAGCUUGGCUACGUCUAUGUGAACAUAGAUGACUGCUGGGCGUCCAUGGAGAGAGACAAGCAGGGUCGGCUGCAGGCGGACCCAAAGAGAUUCCCAGGAGGCAUCCUUAAGCUGUCACGCUACAUGCACGACAGAGGACUCAAGCUGGGGAUCUACGCGGACAUGGGCACGCACACCUGCGGGGGCUACCCUGGCACCCCACUGGACAAGAUCAAGAUCGAUGCUCAGACCUUCGCAGACUGGGAGGUGGACAUGUUGAAAUUUGAUGGCUGUUAUUCUGAUGUCAUGCAGCAGGAGCAGGGUUACCCUCUUAUGUCAAUGGCUUUAAAUGCGACAGGCCGCCCCAUUGCCUACUCCUGCAGCUGGCCCGCCUACCAGGGAGGCCUGCCACCGAAGGUGAAUUACACUCAGUUGGGCGAGAUCUGCAACCUGUGGCGUAACUAUGGCGACAUCCAGGAUUCUUGGGACAGCGUCCUGCGGAUUGUUGACUGGUUCUUCGAGAACCAGGAUAUCCUGUCACCUUCAGCGGGACCAGGAAGGUGGAACGACCCUGACAUGCUGGUUAUUGGAGACUUUGGCCUCAGCAUUGACCAGUCCCGCUCUCAGAUGGCUCUGUGGGCGAUUAUGGCCGCUCCUCUUUACAUGUCCAAUGACCUGCGCACCAUCAGCGACCAGGCCCGCGUUAUCCUACAGAACAAAAUGGCCAUCAGCAUCAGCCAGGACGUCUUGGGCGUUCAGGGAAGACGAAUUGUAAAGGAGAAAAGUGGCAUUCAGGUGUUUUGGCGCCCCCUGUCCAAAAAUGCCAGUGCCUUGGUGUUCUUCAGUCGUCGGACAGACAUGCCCUUCCGCUACAAGACUUCCCUCAGCAAACUCAACUACGCAAGUGGCAGCUACAAGGUCAUCGAUGUGUUCACUAACAAGUCUGCGACGCUGAAAGACUCCACUGACUUUGUGGUGUCGGUGAACCCCACAGGUGUGGUUAUGUGGUACGUCUCAGCACCUGCCAAACUGAAUCCACGCCUAUUCUACAGAGGUGGCCAACGCCAGAGAUCUGCCCAUGAUCUAAACACUAUCUUCCUCUGACCGCUCACUUUCUGAACGUCAUCAGUGAACAAUCAUGUCACAGUUUCCUCUUGCUUUCACCUUCUCUGUGAAGCCCAAUGACUUGAGAGGUUGUGUUUAAAGGACACAUGUGGAGUGUUUCUGUGCCUCAGAACAUACAGUAUGAGCCUAACUGAAUCCUUAACUUUCAAAUAAAGGAAGGAUGAUGACGGUCAUACUGGUUUUUUAGAAGAAUGUUUACAUUUAAUUGUCUCUUUUUCUUUUUGGAGAAAAAUAAUUUCGAUUCUGUCAAAAUCCUUAUUGUAUCCUUAUCCUCCCUGCUCUGAUUUUAAUGAAGAAUUAAAAUGAUUUUAAUAAGAAA